GCAAUGCCCGGGCAGGGCCCCUCAGCGCCGACGGCGGCGGCGGCGGCGGCGGCGCCGGCGGCGCGCGGCGACCAACCGGCCGCCGCACAGAACAAGCCAGCCAAGUGCAAGGCGUGCUGCGCCUGUCCGGAGACCAAGCGCGCCCGGGACGAGUGUAUCGUGCUGAACGGCGAGGAACACUGCCGGCCACUGAUCGAGGCGCACAAACAGUGCAUGCGCGACAUGGGUUUCAACAUCUAGACGGAGGCGGCGGCGGUGUCGUACCACCCGGGCGGCGGUGUCGUACCACCCGGGCGGCGGUGUCGCGCCACCCGGGCGGCGGUGUCGCGCCACCCGGGCGGCGGUGUCGUACCACCCGGGCGGCGGUGUCGCGCCACCCGGGCGGCGGUGUCGUGCCACCCGGGCGGCGGUGUCGCGCCACCCGGGCGGCGGUGUCGCGCCACCCGGGCGGCGGUGUCGCGCCACCCGGGCGGCGGUGUCGCGCCACCCGGGCGGCGGUGUCGUACCACCCGGGCGGCGGUGUCGCGCCACCCGGGCGGCGUGGAUCGGUGGUCGGGGUACAGGGAGCGCAAUGGACGAGUUUUGCCUGUGCGAUAAAGACACAAAUAGUACAUAUGUAUUGAUUGUUGUGCUGUUCAUAUGGUUAACACGAUAAAAAACGACCCCAAGAUGUCUUCGACGACGCAGAAGCACCGCAACUUCGUGGCGGAGCCGAUGGGCGACAAGCCGGUCACUGCUCUGGCUGGCAUCGCCGAAGUCAACGGCAAAAAGCUGGUGGCCAACGAUUCGACAAGGCCUACAUCGUGCUGGGCCAGUUCCUCGUGCUGAAGAAGGACAAGGAGCUGUUCGUGGAGUGGCUGCAGGACCUGAUUGGGUGCAACGUCAAACAGGCCACCGACUGCUGGCAGUGUCUGGACGACUGGUGCGCAGAGCUGUUGUAGCAC
Molecule: messenger RNA, 944 nt
Organism: Amphibalanus amphitrite
Lineage: Eukaryota; Metazoa; Arthropoda; Thecostraca; Balanomorpha; Balanidae
Product: cytochrome c oxidase copper chaperone-like
Exons: 1
Coding region: 4-240 (78 amino acids)
Biological process (GO): mitochondrial respiratory chain complex IV assembly
Cellular component (GO): mitochondrial intermembrane space
Molecular function (GO): copper chaperone activity; copper ion binding
Source: RefSeq, a predicted model, not a curated record